AUGUCUGCUCAUCUGCAAUGGGUGGUCGGAGGGAACUGCUCCGGCUCCCUGAUCAAGAGGAACAAGCAGACGGACAGCACGGAACCCAGUAACCCGAAGGCCCGCAACUCCUUUUGCUACAAAGGGCUGAUUCACUGCAAAACGGUGGGCGUGGAGCCUGCAGCCCACAGCAUAGGUGUGCUGGUGGUCAUGAAGCGGCGAUCCGGCCGGCGAAAGCCUGUCACCUCCUAUGUGCGGACCACCAUCAACAAGAACGCCUGGGCCACCCUGAGCAGCACCCCAUAUUUGAUCCGCAAGAACAAGUACCUCCUGGAUCUGCACAUGGCUGCCAUCCACAGGGCCCAGCCAGAAGUCCGUGAUGUUUCCUUUUCUCUUGCUUCUUCUUCAACUGUGUUCCUGUUCCAGUUCCAACAACUCCCCGUUAGUCAGUUCCUCAGGAACCGCCUCUCGGAGCUCCUCACUGUCAUCGUCAUGAGCACGCAGGUUACGCUUGUUUGCCAUCUCAACCACAGCCUUGAUUUUUGCAACCUCCUCAACUUGGCAAAUCCUUUGAAGUCACAAACCUUUGGAGUGUCUUCUUCCAGAUGCUAUUGA
Molossus molossus (Pallas's mastiff bat) is the source of this 594-nucleotide messenger RNA. Its product is annotated as 60S ribosomal protein L28-like. The coding region runs from base 1 to 594 and encodes 197 amino acids. Gene Ontology annotation, cellular component: ribosome; cytosolic large ribosomal subunit. The record is from RefSeq and is a predicted model, not a curated record. Lineage: Eukaryota; Metazoa; Chordata; Mammalia; Chiroptera; Molossidae. The transcript is spliced from 3 exons. Gene Ontology annotation, molecular function: structural constituent of ribosome. Gene Ontology annotation, biological process: translation.